Molecule: messenger RNA, 1294 nt
Organism: Cuscuta epithymum
Lineage: Eukaryota; Viridiplantae; Streptophyta; Magnoliopsida; Solanales; Convolvulaceae
Source: the annotation of a GenBank genome assembly
CUUUGGUUAGGGAUAGGAAAGUUUCCAAUAAAAUUUAUUGAUAGGGAAUAAAACGUGCAAGUUGGGAAACAGAAAGUCUUUUAUGAGAGGCGGUGGGGGCGCAAGAUAUGAAACAGAGGUAGGGCGGUCGAAAGGAAAAGAUGGCGAAUCAGGAGAUAACUUGCGGCGAUGACGGGGGAUACCUGCCACCGGUAUAUGAAAAGGUAAGAGGGGAAGAUGGACGCUAUAUAUGGAAGCGGUUGGAUCUGAGGGGUAGGGGACAACAACACGCUACGCCGCCGCCUGUCACCAGCCCAUACAGGCUGGGAUCAACCAAGGGAUGUUUCAGGAAAGGCUAUCUCGCUCCGUUGUCGGAGUUGCAAGAGCUUGACUACCCGUGGGGAGGUUACGUCGGUGUGGAAAAGCGCUUCUGCCGCAAGUAUUCUUUCGAAGACGACGAAUCCAAAUUUGACCCGAGGAGGUUUUACGGCAGAGAUCCCUGGGAUGUGCCGGUUGAAGAACCUGAAGUGACGUUCGAGGAAUUCAUGAGAUUCCUGAAACAAGUUCGCGAGAGCAAGGGGUACGACGUCGACUGCCAGGUUCCCAUCUGCUCCAUGGGGCGUGGCAAUAUUUUCAUUCCGAUCACCGAUCUCCCAGAAUUGCCAAGCACUGACCCUGAUUUUUACCAGGACGCGGUGCUUUCACCUGUUCUGCUCGCAAUCCAACACAUCAAUCAAGCCACGGGUAAAAAUUAUAAGCUAUUGGAGAUUACAAAGGCUGUGGAGACCUCAACAUACAAGGUUUAUGUUACUUUCACUGCUAAGGAGGCCGAGGAGGACGAUGAGGCUGCGGCACCAACUACUUUUCAAGCUAUUGUUUGUACGCCUCCGGGUUCAUGGCCCAAAGUGGGUCCACUUCUCGAGUGGAGGUUUAAACCUGAUCUCUCAUCUUCUACUAGCUCAUCAUUAUCUACCUAAUUGCAUUUGGAUUGUCAUGAGUUCAACUUCCUCAAUGUCAUAAGUUUAUUAUCAUGUGUUAUACAGUUAUACUAAAUUGAUUUCCUUCACCGAAACAGGAAUUUGACCAUGAAAUUUAUACCCAAACAGGAAUUCGACCAUCAAAGUAUCAAACAUCGUAAACCAAAACUGAUUUUCUCUAUCGUUCUUUAUACGGUUAUUCUCAUCUUCUACUAGCUCAUCAGGGCUUAAGUUUGUAUUUGCAGCCAAUAUUUAUGACCAUGUGCUAUACCAUUGUACUGUGUAAUGUUUUAUGUUGCCGUUUAUGUAUUUGAUUGUUUAAGAAAAAAGUACUAGGC